GGUAUUUUUGCUAGGAGAUAUGAUAAAGGAAGAAACUUACCAACUCAAUGAUCUGUGUUCUUCUUCAUGGAAUAAUGGAAUUUCUUUGUUUUCAGCCACAUCCAUCAAAUGCUGGGUGUGCCGCUCUGAUGCCGACCCCAGAUGUGUAGACCCUUUCGACAACACCACCAUUCCCAUCUUCGACUGUGAUACUGUCAGAUUGCCGCAUUAUGAGGGACUCAAAGCCACAAUGUGCAGGAAGAUACGACAAAAAGUGUACGGCAACUGGCGUUUCAUUCGCACGUGUGCCUUUCUCGGCAGCCCGGGUGAGGGAACUGGCAACGAGAAUUACUGUACAAUGAGGACAGGAACUUACAACGUCUUCAUGGAGACCUGCACUUGCAACAGCAAAGACGGAUGCAACGGUGCCAUGUCGCUUCGCGUGUCGUACGCUGCGACAUUCCUGACGGUCUUGUUGCUGCUCAAGUUAAAAUUCCAACAAGUUGGCUGAUGAUGAUGACCCGACUGUAGGAAGAAAAACAAAAGCUAAUUCCAUUGAUUCCGUCCAAAUAACACUCCACCUAUUUUGGCAAUUAUUUUUGUAAGCAUGUUCUUUUUUACGAAGGAAACUGUGAUUUAUAGAAUCUCAUUUAUCUGUUCAUGGAUUUCAUUUUGAAUCGUUGCAUCGUGUCAUCCAUUUGUAUACUAUUUGGCACAAGGACAUUGUUAUAUUAUGUCAUCGUUAAGAAAGGACGAUUUGUAUACGAAAGCAGUUGGUUGUGUUUAAAGCGAGUUCUUUGUUUUUAAACGACUGUUUACAUAUCUCGAUAAAUAUUAAUGUUAAUAUGC
Molecule: messenger RNA, 828 nt
Organism: Stegodyphus dumicola
Lineage: Eukaryota; Metazoa; Arthropoda; Arachnida; Araneae; Eresidae
Gene: crok
Product: crooked
Biological process (GO): positive regulation of voltage-gated potassium channel activity; regulation of synaptic transmission, cholinergic; sleep
Source: RefSeq, a predicted model, not a curated record